GUUAAUAAGCCUGCGUAUGCUGCGGCUAGCAGGUUAGGUGGUAGCUGUUGGCACUUGGGCAGCUAAUAAGGUUGGACUGAUGCUUCUAUUAUUACUUAAGGACUUUUAUCAUCUAGUAAAAUGAAUAUUAAACGUGGAUCACAGUGGGGUCCGAUUUGUAAAACCGCAGUGUGAGACGGAUGUUUCUGCCAAACGACGUGUUGUUUGUUUGCGGCCGAAUUUUCCGUUUUUGGCCGAGCUAGCUCCUCAAGCUAACCGCAGCUAGCUUGCUAGCAGCUGCUGAUGGCAGAACUGGAGCAGCGCUCGACCCGAAAAGCCUAGACUCUGGAUGGCGGCGGACAGCAAGCAGCACGAGUGAACAGCCAAUCAGCUGAGGCUACCUGAAGCAACAUGGCGUCUCGUCAUAGGAACUCUGUGCGGAUCCUGUACAGCCGAGAGCGGGGGUCCCAGACGGUGGGAUCGCAGAGGCUGCUGCAGCUGCUGGUGGAGGAGAAGGUCCGCUGGAUGAAAUGGCAGAGUCAGAAGGUGGAGCUGCCUGACAGCCCUCGUUCAACCUUCCUGCUGGCCUUCAGCCCCGACAGGACUCUGAUGGCGUCCACCCACGUCAACCACAACAUCUACAUCACUGAGGUGAAGACCGGGAAGUGCCUCCACUCUUUGGUGGGCCACAGAAGAACGCCCUGGUGCGUGACCUUCCACCCCACUAUUCCCGGGCUGGUGGCCUCUGGGUGCCUUGAUGGUGAAGUUCGAAUCUGGGACCUGCAUGGUGGCAGUGAGAGCUGGUUCACAGAGAGCAACGUGGCCAUCGCCUCUCUGGCCUUCCACCCCACAGCCCAGCUCCUUCUCAUCGCCACCAACAACGAGCUGCACUUUUGGGACUGGAGCCGCCCGGAGCCGUUUGCUGUGGUCAAAACGGGCAGCGAGACGGAGAGAGUGAGGCUGGUGAGAUUUGACCCUCUGGGUCACAACCUCCUCACUGCGAUUGUCAACCCGUCCAAUCAGCAGAACGAGGAGGACUCUGAGGUUCCUAUGGACAGUGUGGAGAUGCCUCACUUCCGUCACCGGUCCUUCUUGCCCCCCCAGCCUGUUCGCCGCACUCCCAUUCUGCACAACUUCCUCCACAUUCUGUCGUCUCGCUCCCCCGCCACCCAGCCUGGAGGCGAGCAGGCGAGAUCUGUGAGUGACAGCGGAAGCAGUAUGGGAGCAGAAGGUGCCAGCAUGCCCCUGAGCCAAUACCCCAGUUCUGAACGUGGACCACCCUUUCCGGGCUGCACGCAGCACCUGGGCAUGGUCUGCCUGUGUAGCCGCUGCUCAGUCAAUCGGAGCCCCUCCCUGACUGCUGAUGGCCUCCCUGUGGCUCUCUCUGAUCCCAGGACUUCGUCUGACGCCACUGCUCUCUCCAUGGCAUCCACCUUCUCCUCAGCGCGCACAGAACCCAGACAGCCUUCAGAACGACCUUCAGCCUUUACCUCCGUCUACUACAGCGCCGGCGCCUCUUUGAACCCCAUCAUACCUGGAGGGCUCGAACCACAUGUCAACCCCAGGCCCACGCCUGACUGGACUCGCAACCUGCUGAGCAUGAGAGAAGGUGGGGCUGGUCCGGGCAUCCUGCCGCCCAGAACCUCCUCCUCCUCCAUCAGUCUUUUGUCGGUGCUUCGCCAGCAGGACGCCCCUUCCUCGUCUCCUGUGUAUACUUCGGCCACUGAAGGUCGAGGUUUCCCCCAAUUGGGGGAGUCUGGGGUCCGGGACGCUUCAGGGACGAGCAGCGGGCAUCACCCUUUCUGGGAUGGCUCUCGCACCAGCUCCGCCUCCUUCCGUAACGUGCUGCGGUGCAACCUAAGCCGCUACUUCCUGGAGAUCGACCGUAUCGACAUCGACCCAUCUCUAGGAGGCAGUGUGGCGGAUGGAGGCCAAGAGCAGAGCCAGGAGCUACUGAACAACAACAUGGACCCAGACAGGCCGGGACCCUCCUCGUCCUCCUCCACGCCCACCAUCAUUCACUACCAGCCUCCUCCUCCACCUCCUCCAGUCUCCCACAGUGUGGAGAACAACGUUCCUCCUCCAUCCUCGCGGGGCCACUUGAACCGCUGCCGAGCCUGCCACAACCUGCUGACCUUUAAUCAUGACUCUCAGCGCUGGGAGCGCACCAACCAGACCUCCUCCACCUCUGCCUCUACUCCAGAGGCCCCCUCCUCUUCAUCAGCAACCCCCUGGCAGCUGGAUGAACAUAGAAGGGCACUAGAAGCUCAUACCCAGGAGAGGAGGGGGCCUCUGGAGUCCAGUGAGCAGCCGCCUCCUCCCCCCGCGGGAGGAGAAGGAGCAGCAGUUACAUUUCCCGUUCCCCCACCCUCCAGCCAGCAGGGGGAGCAGACCGUGGGUUUGGUGUAUAACCAGGACACCGCACAGUGGGAGAGGGUGUACCGGCAGGCCACUGCCAGCCGGAUGGCAGAUGCACCAGAGGCCUUAAGCCAAGAAAUGCCUGUUGACCCCCCUGAUGAGGACUCUCUGAGAAGGCGGCUGCUGGAGUCAUCGCUUUUAUCUCUGUCUCGCUAUGACAUGUCCGGAUCCAGAGACCAUCCCAUCUACCCUGACCCCGCCAGACUUUCUCCCGCAGCGUACUACGCUCAGAGGAUGAUCCAGUACCUGUCCAGACGGGACAGCAUUCGCCAGCGCUCACUGCGGUACCAGCAGAACCGCCUGCGGGCCAUGUCUACGUCCUCUGACAGUCCCCCCAGCAACCCAUCGAGCUCCAUGGACAACAGCGAUGUUGACUUUGAGGAGUUGGAUGAUAAUGCCGACCGAGCGAGACACAGGACGCCACGGAACGCCCGCAUGUCUGCUCCCUCUCUGGGUCGUUUCGUCCCCCGCCGUUUCCUCCUGCCUGAGUACCUGCCUUAUGCUGGGAUCUUUCACGAAGGACGAGGACAGCCCGGCCUGGCCACACACUCAUCUGUCAACAGAGUGCUGGCUGGAGCAUCGAUCGGAGACGGUCAGUCUGCCGUUGCCAGCAACAUCGCCAACACUACGUACCGCCUGCAGUGGUGGGACUUCACAAAAUUCGACCUGCCGGAGAUCAGCAAUGCCUCGGUCAACGUUCUGGUGCCAAACUGUAAAAUCUACAACGACGCCAGCUGUGACAUCUCUGCAGAUGGUCAGCUACUAGCGGUCUUCAUUCCCAGCAGCCAGCGUGGUUUUCCAGAUGAGGGCAUCCUGGCCAUAUACUCUCUGGCUCCACACAACCUAGGAGAGAUGCUUUACACCAAGAGAUUUGGUCCCAAUGCCAUCUCUGUCAGUCUGUCUCCCAUGGGCUGCUACGUGAUGGUGGGACUGGCCUCUCGUAGGAUCCUGCUGCACCCCACCACAGACCACAUGGUGGCGCAAGUCUUCCGCCUGCAACAGCCGCAUGGAGGAGAGACAUCCAUCAGGAUGGUAUUUAACGUGGUUUACCCCAUGGCGCCAGACCAGAGGCGCCACGUCAGCAUCAACUCUGCUCGCUGGCUGCCAGAUCCAGGGAUGGGUCUGGCAUACGGGACCAAUAAGGGAGACCUGGUGAUCUGCCGGCCCGUGUUCUACCGCAGUGAAGGAGAGAAUCCCAGUGAGGCGAACAGUGAACCCUUGUUCUCCGUCAACAAUAGUGGAACAAGCCGGACUCGAGGUUCUGACAGAACCGGACCAAACCGCACUGGUUGGAGGCUGGACAGAGACAUGGGACUGAUGAACGCCAUCGGUCUUCAGCCCAGAAACCCCGCCCCUUCAGUAACGUCACAGGGAACCCAGACGCCAAUCAUCCAGCUGCAGAAUGCUGAGACGCAGACAGAAAGGGAUCUUUCAGAACCCAGCGUGUCCCACCCACCUGCAGGUAGGGCUCCUGAAACUCCAUCCACAAGUCGAGCAGCCCAGGUGGAGCUGGAAGGGGCAGGAAGCAGCAGAGCUGAAGACCGGGUCCAGGUUGAGGUCUCAUCUGAGGCCCACGGCUCUGCGGCUGGUUCUGGUCCAGCAGAGUCUGCAGAGUUUGGUUCAGGGGAAGAUGCUCUGGCUCGAAUUCGGCGGCUGAUCGCGGAGGGGGGCAUGACAGCAGUGGUCCAGCGAGAGCAAAGCACCACCAUGGCGUCUAUGGGGGGCUUCGGAAACAAUAUAAUCGUCAGCCACCGCAUCCACCGUGGCUCCCAGACUGCCUCUGGUGCCUCAAGGCUCAUUGCUGAAUCCUCCUCACGACCUCUCCAUGUUGUCCCAUCCCAGCCCUACCCCCACCCUUCAGAGACCCCAACCCCAUCUGAGCAACUCACCCCAAUGUGGGGCUCCCGGGUGCUGUCGGGCCCCCAACCUGCAGGCCUGUCUGUGGCUGUGGAGAUGGAUGACGUCUUUGACGGGGUCCAAACAGAUGAUGACUCCUUGCCAGGCCCCUCCUCCCUGCUGUUGUCCUCCCCCUCUUCGUCGUCCUCAUCCUCGUCAGCUCACAGCCCCCUCCCUGGCAGUGGGGGGACUCCAAACGCUUUUUCUGGUGACCCGUACAGCAGGUAGAGACCCAGCGUGCCCCAGCGUGCCUGGGGGUGGGCGUGGCCCACAGCUUUACCUGCAGCCUACUCUAAAGGUGCUGCCCGACUCUGAACGGGGUCUCCUGCGUAUAAAAAGAAGGGGCCCACACUCCAAGUCAUCACCUUCGUCCCCUUGCCCCCCUCCUCUGUUCAUCUGGAAUGGCAUCCGUGAGGAUGAGAAGCAGACUCUUCCUCACUGGCUUCCAUAUGAAGAAGUGUGUGGAUGAUGGAGGUUCGAGGAGGGGGGCUAGGCGGGUGCAGCUCCAUGGCGAGGACCCAACAGACACUCCUGCAGUUAAAGAACCUACAUGGGGCUUUUUACCCCGCAGAAGAUGGAAGAAACCACUUCCUGUUGGAAAAGAGCGGCCGCGCAUCCCCCCCCUGUCAGUUGCACUAGCGUGUGUUUGGUGCUGCCCUUGUUGGUUUGUUUGACCCAGGCUUUAAGUGAGCGAUUUUUAAAGUCCUCAUGUUUGAACUGAUGUAGGGGUUCUUUCCAGAACCACGGCUGCAGCAGGGUCCGAAGGUACCGAACGCCAAAGUUCAAGCAUUUUCGGACUUCCUCUCUCCGUGGACGAGCAGGGAUACACUGAUCUAAAUUAUCAGCCAGCAAGAACAAAGUUCUGGUUCCUUUUUGAGAGUUUGGACGUGAAGAGACUGUUUACAAUUGAUACCUUUGAUUCAAACCUGCUGGUCCAAAGUUCUUCAUCCUGAUGAGAUUAAGGAGUUCCAAUCAUUUUGGUAGGUUUGCUCAAGCAGAGCAGUGAAACCGGCUUAGAUUCCACCUGGAUCUCACGGAGUCGAGCUGCUGGGGACUCCUGAAGGCGGAGCUUCAGCCCGAUGGGAGGGGCUUCCGUUCUGGAUUUAAAACCCUUUGCAGCUGCGCAGCUCGGGUUGUCAAGAAAUCCCCUCCCACACUGUGUUCCUUCAAAAAAGCCUCCACUGAAAUCUCUUCCGUUCUAAAUUAUGCAGAGUAAUUGGACCCGUCAGUAACAAUGAUGUGGAGGGAAAACUCUUUUAUUCUCACCUGUAUUUCCUGCGGCGUAGGUGAACUCAGGUGCCUCGUUUCCCUGAAAACCUGGGGUCAGGAAGCAGGACAGUGCAGCAGAUGAUGGAUCUUGAUGCUCCUCCCUGGUUUUACUUGAUGCUCGAAUGUUCUAGACCGGUUCGUGUCAGCUGGUGUGCAUGUGCGUGUGUGCGUGCAUGGUUUCAGCUGUUUAUUACAAAGAUGGACCUGUGUCAGUGUCACUGUGGAGUUUGACUUUUAGACGUGAUGGAAUUAAAGAACUUUGAGAGUUUG
Oryzias latipes (Japanese medaka) is the source of this 5832-nucleotide messenger RNA. It is a transcript of the gene ambra1b, whose product is annotated as autophagy/beclin-1 regulator 1b. Gene Ontology annotation, biological process: autophagosome assembly; mitophagy. Gene Ontology annotation, cellular component: intracellular membrane-bounded organelle; Cul4-RING E3 ubiquitin ligase complex. Lineage: Eukaryota; Metazoa; Chordata; Actinopteri; Beloniformes; Adrianichthyidae. Gene Ontology annotation, molecular function: protein binding; ubiquitin-like ligase-substrate adaptor activity. The record is from RefSeq and is a predicted model, not a curated record.